AUGUCGACCAAGCCUACUGCAACAAAGCCAUCACCAAGCGGCAAGCAGAGCACAAUUGACAAAGCAGGAGCGAAUAAGCUGGUAGACGCCGUUGCAGCAGUCCAGAAGACAGACAGCGUGACAGAUGCUAAGGACGACGCAGUGGCGAGCAAGAAGCAAGCUAUGGACGAUGCCGUGAAUAGGUUUCAAGAGAUCUCAAAGAAGCUUGGUGGUGCAUCACAAGCGCAGGCGUUCUUCGCGACGUACGGCACAGACGGCUUCAAGCCAGAAAAGCCAGAAGCUGAGGAGAAACCUGAGGCUAUCGUGCCGAAGGAGAUCACCCUCGACUCCGAGAUCAAGGACCGUGAAGGCAAAGGACUUGGUCUUCCCACUCGUCCAGAUGGCUUUGGAGCAUCGUACAUCAAAGAAGAUCCGUGGGCAGUUGAAGAGAUUAACGCAGCUGAAAUUGCCACUCAACUGGAUGAAGAGCAAUGGAGUGGCGUUCUCGACACGACGAAAAUGCUUCACGGCUUUGUCAUUAGCAAUGCUCCUGGUAUGGCGGGCACGUUGUCCCGAGCGAGAUUUGCAGCCUUCGCUCUAAAGCCCUUGCCAGGCAAAGCACUGUCAGAGGCUAUCACAUCGAAGCCGCAUUUCGAAGUUUUCGACAAUUCUUCCAUCACAGUGAAGGAAACCAAGACCCAACUCGAGAAAUCGAUGGCACAGAAUGGUUUCUCUUCGAGCGCAAUCGAAGCAUCUGUUGGUGCAUCGACUCCGACCAUUGGAGCUUCCGUCUCUGCUUCGCAUAAGCAGGAAAGUGAGCAGGGCAAGAACCGCGGAGAUUUUGCAGACUGCCAGGAAUACACUGCCACCUACAACUUUCCGCGUGCUCGAGUCUUUCUUGACGAGCUGAAUUUGCAAAUCACCCCAGAAUGCGCGACCUUUCUCUUGCGGUUGCGAGAGGCCAACAGAAAGAUACACAUGAACAUCGAGAACGGUGAGAAGCCUGACAAGGACAAUGCGAUUGAGAAAGCCAACGCGUUGGUACGGCUGUUCUUUCAACGCUUCGGACACAUAUUUGCAACGUCAUUCCAGCUUGGAGGACAGCUGACCGCUACCAAAUCUGCAGAGUCGAUCGCCUCGACCUCUGAAACUUCCAAACGAGACGCCAUGCAACAAGCCGCUGCAGUCAGCGUCGGUUUCAAGGUUUUCUCGGCCUCCACGAGCGUCAGCAGAGGCUCGUCUCAGGAAGAAAAGAGCGCUGCUUCGGCACUCGCAAACGACUCUGCUCUUGCUUGGUCGGCAAGAGGCGGCAAUACGUUGUUAUGCGCAAACCCACCAGAAUGGGCCAACUCAGUGGCGAACCACGAGACUUGGCGUGUCAUCGAACAGGAGAACAUCGAGGUCAUAUUUGAUUUGAUCGGCAAGCUUACCCGCGUGAACGAUGAUACGCUGGCCGAAUGGGCAGAUAUACCUACCAUCUUCAACGAUAAAGCACAGAGGGAGUUCCAAGUGCAGCCUGAUAUCCCGCCAGGAACUUGGACCGGCAAGAUGUCAUUGGAGACGUUAGAUGGCAGAAAGAUUGUGCUUGACAAAGAUGGCCAGCUACGCUUGUCCUCAGAGGCCAACGCUACCGCGGCGGUGCUCACUGUACUUGAUGCAGAUAUGAAGCGAUCGGCCGAAGUCACUCCAGCAAUGGCACAGCUUUACGCCGAUCAUCCCCUCUUCCUUGUGACGGGCAAGACUCCUGCUCGCAAGACCGAGCUAGGCUCCCAGAUCCCUGGUCUUUGGGUCGACACAUCCUCUGGCAAUGCCGACGGCAGCAUCAAGUCAGAAUCCAACUCCGGCAGGAAGAUCUGCCGAUGGUCUCUGCGACCCGGUACCCCAACUUUCGGACAGGCUCUCACUCCCAAUGUCGGCUUCAAAAUCUCCGACGGAGACCAGGUUACAUUGUCCUGCCACUCGUACCACUCCGGAGGCACAUUUACCGACACCACCGUACCGCCCUUCUUCUCACCUUGUGUAGUCCGUAAGGACAACGAGCUCAAAGUCUUCAAACUCGACGAAGCCUUCCUCCGCCAACUCAUGCCGCGGGAACAGAGUGAGAGCCUUGCGAGUCUCGGCUUCCUGCGCAGUGGCACCAACGACGUGCCCCUCCAGGGUCUGCUGGAACUAAGCGAUGUAGGGCGAUUGACUGGUAGCGGCGUAUUGCAGUUGGACUUUUAUCGAAAAUUCCUCGCUACCAAGGACGUUUUAAACAAUCUGACGGAGGACCUCAAGACAAUCAUUACACCUGUAGGGUCCGAUGAGUGGUUCGUGAGCGACCCAGCCCGCUAUAUGAGAAUCAUAACGGAGAAGCCGAUCACAGCUCAGACCAGGAUUGUGGAUUUGUGGGCAUUCUUGGUCGAGCGGGAAGUGAGGACGUAUGGCGAGAAGUGGGCGAAGGAGACUGGCUUUUCGACUGAUCCGGUCGUGUUCAAGGUGAAGUUUGUGAGCUAG
This is a messenger RNA of Fulvia fulva, 2475 nucleotides long. RefSeq lists its product as uncharacterized. The transcript has 6 exons. Lineage: Eukaryota; Fungi; Ascomycota; Dothideomycetes; Mycosphaerellales; Mycosphaerellaceae. The record is from RefSeq and is a predicted model, not a curated record. Bases 1 to 2475 code for a protein of 824 amino acids.